AUGGCGAGGAGGAGCCGCCACCGCCUCCUCCUGCUGCUGCUGCACUACCUGGUGGUCGCCCUGGACUAUCAUAAGGCCUAUGGAUUCUCUGCCUCAAAAGAUAAUCAAGUAGUCACAGCAAUAGAGUAUCAAGAGGUUAUUUUAGCCUGUAAAUAUCCCAAGAAGACCAUUUCCUCCAGAUUGGAGUGGAAGAAACUGGGGCACGGUGUCUCCUUUGUCUACUAUCAACAGGCUCUUCAAGGAGAUUUUAAAGAUCGAGCUGAGAUGAUAGAUUUCAGCAUACGGAUCAAAAAUGUUACGAGAAAUGAUGCCGGGAAAUAUCGUUAUGAAGUUAGUGCCCCAUCUGAACAAGGUCAAAACCUGGAAGAGGAUACACUCACUCUAGAAGUAUUAGUGGCUCCGGCAGUUCCAUCAUGUGAAGUACCCAGUUCUGCACUGCGUGGAACUGUGGUGGAGUUGCGAUGUCAGGACAAAGAAGGCAACCCGGCUCCUGAAUACACGUGGUUUAAGGAUGGCAUCCGUUUGCUAGAGAAUCCAAGACUUGGCUCCCCAAGUGCCAACAGCUCAUACACAAUGAAUACAAAAUCUGGAACUCUGCAAUUUAAUACUGUUUCAAAACUGGACAGUGGAGAAUAUUCCUGCGAAGUCCGUAAUUCUGCUGGACAUCGCAGGUGUCCUGGGAAACGAAUGCAAGUAGAUGAUCUCGACAUAAGUGGCAUCAUAGCAGCUGUAGUAGUUGUGGCCUUAGUGAUUUCUGUCUGUGGCCUUGGUGUGUGCUAUGCUCAGAGGAAAGGCUACUUUUCUAAAGAAACCUCCUUCCAGAAGAGUAGUUCUGCAUCUAAAGCCACUGCAAUGAGUGAAAAUGAUUUCAAACACACAAAAUCCUUAAAAGAAGUCCACCUUUGCGAUGCACCAAAACCACAGUUGUUGCACUAUUAA
Molecule: messenger RNA, 939 nt
Organism: Balaenoptera acutorostrata (minke whale)
Lineage: Eukaryota; Metazoa; Chordata; Mammalia; Artiodactyla; Balaenopteridae
Product: junctional adhesion molecule B-like
Biological process (GO): leukocyte tethering or rolling
Cellular component (GO): protein complex involved in cell adhesion; cell surface; tight junction
Source: RefSeq, a predicted model, not a curated record